CCCAUUGGUGCGCGCCCCCGUUGCACGCCCCAUUCACCGUGCGUCUCGUGCCCGCGCACAUACGUCUGUGCGCAGAGAGAGAGGCGAUGUCGGCCGACUGGGGUUUUAGUUAAUAUAUUUAUUUGUACGUAAAUCAUGUUUUCAAAUGCCAGUGUCUACAUUGAGCCUACCUGAUACACGUGUUACGCGGAAGCAACGAGUUCCAGAAGCAGGUAGUUUAAUAGAAAUGACCAAAGCGGAUAUUCCUGAGCCAUCCUCGGAAGGAGAUUCAGCGCUGGAUAGAUACACGAGCUUGUCCCCUGGUUCUGAGAGGCCCGUGGUUCAUCAAGUAGCUUCUCCUCCCAUGCCUGCAGAAUGCGAGUUCUCCUUCUUCGACCCCAAUGAUCCAAAGUGCCAGGAGAUCCUGUUCAGCCCUCGAACCACUGUCUCUGAGCUGUUUGCUGUCCUGAGACAAUGGGUCCCGCAAGUGCAGCAGAACAUCAGCGUGAUCGGCAAUGAGAUCCUGAAGCGUGGCUGCAAUGUUAACGAUCGAGAUGGGCUGACUGACAUGAGUUUGCUUCAUUACACCUGCAAGGCUGGAGCGCAAGGGAUCGGUGAUGCAGAGACUGCUGCCAGCUUUGCUUCCCAGUUGCUCAGCAUGGGGGCUGACCCCAGCCUGCGAAGCCGCUGGACCAACAUGUGCGCCCUGCACUACGCAGCCUACUUCGAUGUGCCGGAGCUCAUCCGGGUUGUGCUCAAGGCAUCAAGACCAGGGGAUGUUGAUGCUACCUGCAGUGACUUUGAUUUCGGCACUGCCCUGCACAUCGCUGCUUCUAACUUGUGUGUUCCAGCUGUGAAGUGUCUGCUUGAACACGGGGCCAAUCCGGCCUUCAGGAAUGACGGAGGACAGACCCCUGCGGAUGUGGUGCCGGACCCCCUCGGAAUGCCCCUGGAGAUGGCGGACGCUGCGGCGGUUGCCAAGGAGAUGAGGCAGCUGCUGCUGGACGCGGUGCCCCUGGCCUGCGACAUCACCAGGGCCAUGCUGCCCAACUACGACAAUGUCUUGGGCAAGACCCUCCUCAGCUCCCUGGGCUUCAGACUGGGUGACCGUGUCAUCAUUGCGGGGCAGAAGAUUGGCACUUUGCGGUUUUGCGGCACCACCGAGUUUGCCAGUGGCCAGUGGGCGGGGAUAGAGCUGGACGAACCGGAGGGCAAAAACAACGGGGGCGUAGGGGGGGUGCAGUACUUCAGCUGUCCUCCCAAGUACGGUAUCUUCGCCCCUCUGUCUAAGAUCAGCAAGGCUUCGGAUCACAGGAAGACGACAGCAAAAAGCUCCACAGUGAGAUCUUCUACCCCCAUCCGGUCACAGAAGAUCGACCUGUCCCACGUUACCUCCAAGAUAAACACAGGUACAUCCUCCAUCAAAAAACACACUGCAAAAAAGCCACCUGCAAACCCCCCAGCAGUAGAUAAGCCCUCCGCUACACAACCAGGUUCAGUCUCACUGCCUGGCUCCAGCUGCUGCUCCUCCUCCUCUACCUCCUCCCUAGACAACAAACCUCAGCCAAGCCCCCGGCAGAGACCGGCCCACCCCCGGCCCAGGAACCCUGUCUGGACCAAAAGGUCCUCCGUCGGCAGGACAGCGCCCUCCACUUCCAGGACCACCGCCGGUAUGCAGGCCCGCACCCCCUCCAUGGGCAGUGUGCACUCCGAAGAGGCUGACAUCCAGGUGGGGGACAAGGUGCUGGUCGUGGGACAGAGGACUGGGGUGGUCCGCUUCCACGGGAAGACCAGCUUUGCACCAGGGUUCUGGUAUGGGAUUGAGCUGGACAAACCCAGUGGAAAGAACAAUGGCUCCGUAGGGGGGGUGCAAUACUUCAGCUGUCCCCCCAAACACGGGGUCUUCGCACCCCCCUCCCGAGUGCAGAGGGUACAUGGUUCUAUGGAUUCUCUCACAGAUACCUCCUCUGCCAGACGUAAUCACUCCUUCCCAGGAAUCCGACGAAGUUUCAGCACCUCAUCGGCCAUCUCUUCACAGAGAGAGCUGAGCAGGAAGAGCCCUGUCAACAGGUCGCGGCCGCCGUUCCUGCGUCGGAGCUGGAGCAGCACUAGUGCGGGGUAUGGCGGUUUGCCACCUGUCUCCGACGGCACAGUGAAGCUGCACCAGGGCAUGCAGGUCUUCCUCGCCAGCUCCAACGAGAUAGCCACAAUCCGCUACGUGGGCCCUGCCGACUUUGCCCCGGGGGUGUGGCUAGGGCUGGAGCUGCGGGCUUCAAAGGGCAAGAAUGAUGGCUCCGUGGGAGACCGUCGCUACUUCACCUGCCGGCCCAACCACGGGGUGCUGGUGCGGCCCAGUCGGGUUACCUACCGUGGCAUUAAUGGGGCCCAGCUUGUGGACGAGGGCAGGUAGGACCAGGGGCCACUGGGCAGAGGGCAGGACACUGGAGGAGGUCAGCUUUCAUGGUUACUGAGCCAGUUGUAUCGGGAAGUUAGAUUGUGGGUUUUGUUGUCAAACACAGCGUCAAGGUCUUAUAUAACUGGAACACUGAUCGCCUGAUGUUUUCUAGAAAGCAUCCCAAGGACCACUCUAUUCUUCUAACUUCUAACUAAAUAAAAUUGUAUUGUAGACCUGGAGAUUUCUCACUAUAUCUGCCAUUAACUUCAAGUUGUGAAUUCCAGGACCCCUCUCUAGUUCUGUUGCUAAUGCAUUUGUGGGGUUUUAAAAAUGUGUAUUUCUACUUGAUGGAAUUGAGGUACUAAUGAUCAGGGUAUUUUAAGUGUCUAACAUGGUUUUACUUUCUUUGUCUUCCUCUAGCUGUCCUCUCUAUAGCAUUCAUAUCCCCUAUCCAUUUAUUAUGAUUAUUAUUUAUUUUAUUGUGAACUUUUGAGUGUUGUAACAAUCACUGCCUUUAAAACCCUUCUACCAGGUUGAUGGCUCCUACCAAGCCUAACAAACAUGCAAAAGAGCACAAUGUUUUGUCACUUUUGGCGGACAACUGCCUACACAGUUGGCUAUGAUGUUCUAAAACACAGACACAUGAAUACACAGACAUUUAGAAUUAUAAAUUGCCUUAACGGUUUAUUAGUAGCCCUUUUGCACCUUUUAGCAAUACAUUCCAAGAAAGUUAUCCUGGAUACUGGGAACUGGCUAGUGCUGCAUUGUUUGUGGUUAGUAAGCCUUGUUAACCAAGAUUAAAAAAGACUUACCACCUGUACAAGCACACAAACUAAAAAAAAAAAAAAACAGAAGAGCAGGAA
Messenger RNA from Acipenser ruthenus (sterlet), 3237 nucleotides. Its product is annotated as CAP-Gly domain-containing linker protein 4-like. The transcript has 16 exons. The record is from RefSeq and is a predicted model, not a curated record. Gene Ontology annotation, biological process: cytoplasmic microtubule organization. Bases 146 to 2389 code for a protein of 747 amino acids. Gene Ontology annotation, molecular function: microtubule plus-end binding. Gene Ontology annotation, cellular component: nucleus; cytoplasm; microtubule plus-end. NCBI's taxonomy places the organism in Eukaryota, Metazoa, Chordata, Actinopteri, Acipenseriformes, Acipenseridae.